Pogoniulus pusillus (Red-fronted tinkerbird) is the source of this 2333-nucleotide messenger RNA. RefSeq names its product DNA damage regulated autophagy modulator 1 (gene DRAM1). Lineage: Eukaryota; Metazoa; Chordata; Aves; Piciformes; Lybiidae. The record is from RefSeq and is a predicted model, not a curated record. The transcript has 7 exons. Gene Ontology annotation, biological process: regulation of autophagy. Bases 428 to 1174 code for a protein of 248 amino acids. Gene Ontology annotation, cellular component: lysosome.
AGCGUUUCUGCUGUCGAACAGAAACUCCCUAAAGCCGUUAGAGGUGCUCCCAGAGGUGACAGCUGAGCGGACCACCUCAGCCAGCCUCCUCGCUCCCUACCGGCCGGAGCACCCCACCUGACCGCCUGGCCCGUUAGCCGUUGGCGGCCGUUAGCCGCGGCGGGCGGGGCAGGCGUAGCCCCGAGCAGGGAUCGCUGGGGAGAAACGAAAGCGAAGGGAACGCUGUGGGCGGUGGGAGAUUCUCGGGGCCGGUGGAAGUGGCGGAGCCCCUGCCCGGCGGGGGAAGCCGCGUGUGAGAGGGGCGGAAAUCAGCCGUCUAGGGUGUCGUGGAAGCGGAGUGUGAAAGUCCCGCAAGUCCUCGGGCACGACCCGUGACUUCAGAGCACCGUCAGCAGAGCCUGGCUGGGCGUUCCUGUCCCAGCCGCUGAUGCUCCGAGUAGAGCAGUCGCCGGCAAUGCUGUGCUGCCUGCCUGGCGUGGCUUUCAUCCCUGCUUUGCUCGUCAGCUGGUCAUCGGCCGCCUUCAUCAUCUCCUAUGUGAUCGCCGUGCUGGCGGGGCACGUGGAGCCCCUGGUCCCCUACAUCAGUGACACUGGAACUAAACCUCCAGAGAGUGGCGUCUUUGGUUUUAUGAUUAAUAUUUCAGCACUUUUAGCUGUAAUUACAAUGUGCAUCAGAUAUUUAUUAAUAGAGAAGCAAAAUGAGUCGUCACAUUUUAUUAGGUCGUCGUGCAACAUACUUUCGUUAUGCAUUGGAUUGGUGGGCUGUGUUGGAAUGGGCAUAGUUGCAACUUUUCAGGAGCUGUCUGUUCCCAGUGUCCAUGACAUAGGAGCUUUGGUGGCAUUCGGCUCGGGUGUUGUAUACAUUACACUUCAGUCUAUGAUCUCUUACAAGUCCUGUCCAAAAUGGAACACCUACUUCAUGUGUCACAUAAGGAUGGCCAUCUCGGUAAUAUCAUGCAUUGCUUUCAUUCCCAUGAUUGUUUUUGCAUCAGAAGUUUCCAUGACAAAAAUCGAUUGGACUCCAGGAGAAAAGGAUUACACUUACCAUUUAAUGAGUGCAAUCUGUGAAUGGACAGUAGCCUUUGGUUUUAUCUUCUUCUUUCUAACCUUCAUCAGAGAUUUUAAGAGACUUUCUUUAAGGAUAUCAACAGAGAUACAUGAAGACUCCUGGUAGUGGAGUAGACUGAAUUUUAUAUAUAUGAAUAUCCUAGGUUUUUACUUACCCAAAAUGUUGCAGAAGAACAGGGAUUUGUAAGGUUCUAUAAAGAGCCCAUGCCAUUAGCUCUGCAACAUCUAUAACAGCAUACAUUAAAAAAAAAUUAAAACUUUCAGAAAUGUUCCUGCUACCUUUUGGGCAUAUUUUGUAAUUUUUGUACUGUUUGAUAUAUUAAAACUAAUACUGUAAGAGAAGCAGCCUGUAAAAGCACUUAAACGUUAUUCAAAGACUUUUGAUCUCCUCAGCUCCUCCCUUUUAGAUGCGUCUGUACUUCUUCAUUUGUUAUAGUCUGACUAGUGACAUUAAUUUAAAACUUGAGAAAGUACAUUUUAGAAGUAGUUGGGAAAGGCAAUGGAAAUCACUAAGAGUGAAUUUCUGCUCUGUUAAGUUGCAAGAAUUGUGGCAGAGGAUGAGAGCAGAGGCACGCAUCUGUAUUUCAGGACUAGAAAUUUGCCGUUGGUAGAUGGCCACGCUUAUGUUCCAUGUUUCUGAUGGGAUUUGCUGCAUACAAAACCAAGAAGCUUAAACUAUAUUGCUUGAAAAGUGUUUUCUAAUAAUCUCUGCAAUGUAUGUUGUAAAUGUCUAUGGUUUUUUUUUUCCUUUUAUGCACUGCUGCUCAUAGGAAGCUUGAAAUCAAAGUGUGAAUAGAAAGUAAAUUUACAUUUUUGCACCACCUACUGAAGAGAAAUCUUACUGCUAUUUGGUUACACAAAGGUUUUCAGCCUGCACUGGAAGUGAAUGGAAAAGAAGAGGCAUUGGUGUUUCUCAGUUGUUUUAUUAUGUAUGUGUGAACAUUAUAUAUUUGUAAAACUGAAGGGAAAAAAAGAUCCUGGAGAGCUUCUUUAGUGAAGAUCAUAUUUGCUGCUACAAGCUUACUUCUAUAAUGAAAGGCCUGGAACAGAGCUAACUGAAAAGUGAGAUGUUACAAGUAUAUGGAGGGAAAUGGGUCUUCCAUGGAUUAAUUCACUACCUCCAUGUUGUGUAUUAACCACAAAUCAAGUUGACUAAAAAUUACAUUUGCCAUGGUCUAUGACAGUUUAUGCUGAGCUAUCGGUGAUUUUCAGUUGCUGAUUUUGCAUGAGAGAUAACAAUUGUGUGAUCUUUUAAGAUCAGUCAU